GCAGCCAUGGGAAUGAAGGUAUUUUUCGACAUGCUUCAUCAGAAGCCUAACAAAGUAAUACUUUUUGGAGCUGCUUGUACGACAGUUACGGAUCCAAUUGCCAAGUCCUCUGAAUUUUUCCAGUUAAUACAAGUAACAUACGCAGAUACGCAUCCCAUGUACACAAAUGAGAAAUACCCCAACUUCUUUCGCGUUGUCCCUAGUGAAUCUGCUUUUAAUCCUGCUAGAGUGGCGCUCUUACGGUACUACAACUGGACAAGAGUAGGAACUCUGUAUCAGAAUACCCCAAGGUACGAGUUGCCACACAAUACCCUACUAACAGAUUUAGAUAGUGCUCGAAUAGCAAUUGCUGAAACACAAGGCCUUGUGGAAGAACUGCAACAUGAGCUGAUAAAAUUAAAGAAUAAAGAUGUUAGAAUUAUAUUAGGAAACUUUGAUGAAGAAUGGGCGAGGAAAAUUUUUUGCGAAGCUUACCAUUUGAAAAUGUAUGGAAGAAAAUAUCAGUGGAUAAUUGUAGGAAUGUUUCGAGAACGAUGGUGGGAAAUUCGAAGUGGCAAUACGUCCUGUACCCCAUGGGAGUUAACCCAAGCUAUGGAAGGAUAUAUUGCUACAGAUAUUUUACCACUUAGCAGUUCGGAGAACAUUACUGUUUCAGGCUUGACGGCUGCCGAAUAUGCUUGCGAGUACGACAAGAAAAGGAAUGAUGAAUACAGUCGUUUCCAUGGUUAUGCCUAUGAUGGUAUAUGGGCCAUCGCGAUGGCCAUAGAAAACGUCGCCCAGAAAUUGAAAGCGAAAGGCAAGCCGACAGCUCUGAAGGAUUUCCAGUACAGAGAUGAAACGUGGGGGAAGCUUUUUAGGGAGGCCUUUAACGAGACCUCAUUUACGGGAGUUACGGGAUCGGUAAAUUUUAUAAAAAAUGAAAGAAAAUGCCAAAUUCUUUUGAAGCAAUUUCAAAAUGGAUCUGAAGUAAAAAUAGGAGAAUAUGAUCCCGUAACAGAUGAAAUAGAUUUUAGCAAAGGAGCAUCUAUUAUAUGGAGUGGUGGCGGUCCAGCUGCAGACAGAACACAUCGAAAAAUUGCACGCAAACGGAUAAGCAUAACCGUCUACAUAAUAUUGGUUGCCUUUGCUGUUAUAGGAAUUGUUAUAGCAUCUGUUUUUCUCAUAGUAAACAUCAAAUAUAGGAAUCAAAGAUAUAUAAAAAUGUCCAGUCCCUAUUUGAAUAAUAUCAUUGUCGUAGGAUGCAUGUUAACGUACACCAGUGUCAUUUUAUUAGGCAUGGAUAGUGGACUUAGCAGCGAAACCAACUUUCCAUAUAUCUGUGCUGCAAGGGCAUGGGUUUUAAUGUCCGGUUUUACACUCGCAUUUGGAUCCAUGUUUAGCAAAACUUGGAGAGUUCAUGCUAUUUUUACAAACAUCAAACUUAAUAAAAAGAUCAUAAAAGAUUACAAACUUUUCAUGGUUGUUGGAGUACUCGUUAUGAUAGACGUUAUCAUCCUCACAACAUGGCAAAUCAUCGAUCCAUUCUACAGAGAAACUAGUACAGGAGCACCACUGCCUUCCCCAGGAAAUGAAGACAUAGAAAUCAUUCCAGAACUAGAAUUUUGUCAGAGCAACAACAUGACUAUAUUUUUAGGAUCAAUCUACGCUUAUAAAGGUCUUUUAAUGGCAUUUGGCUGUUUUUUGGCCUGGGAGACCCGUCAUGUCAGCAUCCCUGCCCUCAACGAUUCCAAAUACAUCGGAAUGAGUGUCUACAACGUUGUCAUCAUGUGUGUGAUUGGGGCAGCCUUGUCUUUUGUUCUGCGGGAGCAACAAGACGCCGCUUUCGUCAUCAUCUCCAUCUUCAUCAUGUUCUGUUCGACGACGACCUUGUGCCUGGUGUUCGUUCCCAAGGUGAGACUGUUGUUGGAGCUGUGGGCCAACCCUCAUGCUGGUGAUAAGAGGGUGCGAGCCACGCUUAAACCACUUAAGAAGUCACGGCGCAGUUCGGAUGAAGACGAUUUGCAAUACAACUUGCAGCUUCUUCAGGAGGAGAACAGAAGAUGCAGACAGAGAUAUGAAGAUGUUAGCAUCGAACUACAGAAGUUAAACAUACGUUUGCGGGAAGCAGAAGAGCCUUUGAUAUUAGUGACACAUGGUUACGACAUGACUUCUCCCAUCGUAGAACUGCCCUCCCUAGAAGUAAGUGAAGAAGAAUCUGCUGAAGACACUUUUGGGAGAAGACCUUCCAUGCCUGUUAAAUCGCAUUCAAUUACAGUUCAAAAGAGAAGAUUGUCCGAUAUUUCGUUUCGAAUAUCCACGAUGUCUGAGAGAGAGAGCAGCUACGUACGAACCGACGAGUCUUCAGUUCAGAUGUCAUCCCCCCCACCCACGGAAACGGAACCCGCAUCGUCUGUAUUCCAGUUCCCUGCGGUACCCCGAGUGGUCGAGGAACCACCGCCCCCAAGACUAUCCCCGGCUGUUUCCUCUUCUUCCAAGGGUGUCCGCAGUCGGCAGCUUCUGCAGCCGCUCACUCUCAUGGACGACUCUGGCGGAGCGGCGAAGUUUGCAGACUCUGACUCGAGCGAUGGGUCGGGCAAGAGUCCGGGAAGCCGCAGCAAUCAUCAGCUGCAAGAGUAUCAGGAGUCUGAUGACACAUCGUAUGCGCGCGCAAUCCACAAUGCCCAACGAAAACGAAGCCUCAUGAAUGGACUCUCUUCAAGUGCCGAAGAAGACACGGACAAAUUCGAAAUGGCCACAUACUCUGAAGCUGAAAGUGAUUCCAAUGUCCGACGGUCAUCUUCGACAAGGAACGGCAGGCGGCGAGCAAAGAGUUUAGGUGCUCUAAGAGACACUUCGAGAAGAACUAGUUAUGGAGCGACAGAUACUUCCGCCAGUGGACAAGUAUCAGUCAUACACAAUCGAAAGACUGACCCGAGCAUUCUGCCAUUCAUCCCAUAUCUCAGUCAAAUCAUGAGCACCCGCAAGUCCCCCAAUGACGAUGAAUCCACGCCCCUUUAUAGCUCCUACCCUUCCGUUAAGUGUGAUAUCGUCGAGUACUUAUGA
Molecule: messenger RNA, 3042 nt
Organism: Uloborus diversus
Lineage: Eukaryota; Metazoa; Arthropoda; Arachnida; Araneae; Uloboridae
Product: gamma-aminobutyric acid type B receptor subunit 2-like
Exons: 19
Coding region: 7-3042 (1011 amino acids)
Biological process (GO): gamma-aminobutyric acid signaling pathway; G protein-coupled receptor signaling pathway
Cellular component (GO): G protein-coupled receptor heterodimeric complex; membrane
Molecular function (GO): G protein-coupled GABA receptor activity
Source: RefSeq, a predicted model, not a curated record